UAGCUGAGGCGGGGUGUUCGACUCUACACGCUGAACCGAGCUUCAGAAAUCCGUCUCGUGGUGAAGGAGACACCAGACAGGAUCGUAAAGAAAUGGCUUUCAGUGGAACGUGGCAGGUUUAUGCUCAGGAGAACUACGAGGAGUUUCUCAGGGCCAUAUCUCUGCCUGAGGAUGUCAUCAAGCUGGCCAAAGAUAUCAAACCUGUGACAGAGAUCCAACAGACAGGCAACGACUUCGUUAUCACCUCGAAGACCCCUGGAAAAUCGGUCACUAACUCCUUCACCAUCGGCAAGGAAGCCGAUAUCACCACCAUGGAUGGAAAGAAGCUCAAGUGUGUUGUGAAGAUGGAGGGAGGAAAGCUCAUCUGUGACUCAGAGAAAUUCUUACACAAGCAGGAGAUUAAGGAUGGAGAGAUGAUUGAGACUUUGACUGUAGGAGGUACCACCAUGAUCAGGAAGAGUAAAAAGCUAUGAUGUGAUAUUUAAAUAAAACUGUAAUUUGUCAAAA
This is a messenger RNA of Hemibagrus wyckioides, 507 nucleotides long. It is a transcript of the gene fabp10a, whose product is annotated as fatty acid binding protein 10a, liver basic. Gene Ontology annotation, cellular component: cytosol; nucleus. The coding region runs from base 93 to 473 and encodes 126 amino acids. Lineage: Eukaryota; Metazoa; Chordata; Actinopteri; Siluriformes; Bagridae. Gene Ontology annotation, biological process: fatty acid transport. The record is from RefSeq and is a predicted model, not a curated record. Gene Ontology annotation, molecular function: fatty acid binding. The transcript is spliced from 4 exons.